AGCUUCAGAUUAGCUGGAAUGAGAUUGUAUUCUGAGGUUCACUGUAAAGUCGAAAAACUUCCAAGUGCUUCGUUAGUUUCCAGCAGGGUGUAAAAGCGUUCCACCGUCCAAAUUCCAGUAGCUUAUAGCAUUUGUGCAGUUGUGUGAUAAGCGCAUUGGAAAAAAACAUUUUGGAGGCUGAUUGCAAGUCACGACAUGAAGAACGGCAACAGCACCAGUGAAUCGGAGACCGAGUUCGAACAAGAUUGUGUGAUGCCAGUCAGAUCGUCAAAACCGAUUCGCGCCAGAAGUCUCAUCCGAAACAACUUGGAGAAGUCCAGCAGCAACAUCGAGCAGCAACAGCUCCUGCAGUCUAGAAUGCCGAACAUCAAGGUUUUCUCCGGCUCAUCCCAUCCGGAUUUGGCUUCGCGUAUUGUGGACCGUCUGGGAAUCGACCUUGGGAAGGUGGUUACAAAAAAGUUCAGCAAUCUGGAAACAUGUGUCGAAAUUGGCGAAUCAGUUCGGGGUGAGGAUGUCUACAUUGUGCAAUCCGGUUCCGGCGAGAUCAACGAUAACCUCAUGGAAAUGCUGAUUAUGAUCAAUGCGUGCAAGAUUGCUUCGGCUUCGCGCGUGACUGCUGUAAUACCGUGUUUCCCGUAUGCUCGUCAGGAUAAGAAGGACAAGGCAGGCGAUGAUAAGCUGGCCAUGUUGAUGAAGACCAAUGAGUGGAAGUUUCGGAGCCGUGCCCCAAUCUCGGCCAAGCUGGUAGCAAACAUGUUAUCGGUGGCAGGAGCCGACCAUAUUAUAACGAUGGAUCUACAUGCUUCACAGAUCCAGGGUUUCUUCGAUAUCCCGGUGGAUAAUUUAUACGCAGAACCGGCAGUGCUCAAGUGGAUACGGGAAAAUAUUGCCGAAUGGCGAAAUUCGAUCAUUGUUUCACCGGACGCCGGUGGCGCGAAGCGCGUAACGUCAAUCGCUGAUCGAUUGAAUGUAGAAUUCGCGCUCAUCCACAAGGAACGGAAAAAGGCAAACGAGGUCGCCUCGAUGGUGCUGGUAGGUGACGUGAAAGACCGGGUUGCGAUCCUGGUGGAUGAUAUGGCUGAUACUUGCGGCACAAUUGUCCAUGCCGCUGACAAGCUGGUCGAGGCGGGAGCAACAAAGGUGUACGCCAUUCUGACGCACGGCAUCUUCAGCGGGCCAGCCAUCUCGCGAAUAAAUAAUGCUUGCUUCGAGGCUGUAGUUGUAACGAACACCAUACCACAGGACGGACAUAUGAAGGACUGUCCUAAAAUUCAGUGCAUCGACGUGUCAAUGAUGUUCGCCGAGGCUGUCCGCCGUACCCAUAAUGGUGAGAGUGUCUCGUAUUUGUUCUCAAACGUUCCUUACUAGAAGUUUUACACACAAGCAAAAAAAUGGGGUAUAUUGUGGGACAGACAGUCAGGACUACAGGCCGGAUUCAGUUUAUUUUUGAGGUUUUUUUCUACUAGAAUUAUAUUCUAUUCGAACCAAGCAGUGUUUACACUAAAUAGACGUAUUGGGCUUGAUCAAAGACUUACAAUUAUCUCAUAUCAUUCUAUUGAAAUUCUAAAUAAGUGAUUAUAAGUUGAAAAGUUGAGUCUUUCUCCAAUUAAAAUCCGAUUAACUCGUUAUCCGAUAUUUCGACGUGAUAUGGCAAAGCAUGUCAUAAAGCUGAACAAGGUAUAAUUGAGUGUCGAAAGCAUUAUUUUAUUUUUUUUUGCAAUCCAAUCUUAGUUUUUCCCUUUUUACAAUUGGAUUGGCCUAUCCUAAACCAUUUUCUCUCUUGACUCGUGAUGAAAAAAAAAAGAUAAAGCAAAGCUGAGUUGAGCCAUUUAGCGAUAGGAUUUAGUUUUAGCAACAAAGUUUUUCUUCUGGAUUAGCCAGACAUGCCUCGAUGAAAUCUGCUAAUAUUGAUUUAUGUGAAACAAAUAUUUUGUAAGGUACAAAUAUUCUAAUUUUACGCUAUUCAAAACGAAAAAAGUAGAAAAUAUAGUAUUACAUUAGUAAAA
Messenger RNA from Wyeomyia smithii (pitcher-plant mosquito), 2006 nucleotides. It is a transcript of the gene Prps, whose product is annotated as ribose-phosphate pyrophosphokinase 1. Gene Ontology annotation, cellular component: ribose phosphate diphosphokinase complex; cytoplasm. The transcript has 7 exons. The record is from RefSeq and is a predicted model, not a curated record. The coding region runs from base 196 to 1368 and encodes 390 amino acids. Gene Ontology annotation, biological process: 5-phosphoribose 1-diphosphate biosynthetic process; ribonucleoside monophosphate biosynthetic process; purine nucleotide biosynthetic process. Gene Ontology annotation, molecular function: magnesium ion binding; ribose phosphate diphosphokinase activity. Lineage: Eukaryota; Metazoa; Arthropoda; Insecta; Diptera; Culicidae.